Molecule: messenger RNA, 684 nt
Organism: Adineta steineri
Lineage: Eukaryota; Metazoa; Rotifera; Eurotatoria; Adinetida; Adinetidae
Source: the annotation of a GenBank genome assembly
AUGUUGACGAAGAGAAAUCAACGAACAACAUUAUGUACAAAUGAUCAUGUUUCUAUUAAAGAAAGAAGAUCAGUGUACGAUUCACAAUUUGUUCUUGCAAACCGGUGGUCUAAAACUCGAACAUCAACUCCGGGAAUUGUUACAAAUCAUAAUUAUAACUUCCGUAAAUCACCUAAUUUUUAUAUGAAAUUAGUUCGACGUAGUUACGAAGAAUAUGAUUUUGAACAAACACGGAACAAAAAAUAUUAUCCAGCAUCUUCCAAAACGACUGCUGUUAGACAUCGUGAAUUAUUCCAUGCACGUGAAGUACAAAUAUUCAUAUUCUCGUUAAUAGUUUUUCUUCUUGUUGCGUUAUACCUUAUUUGUCUAAAACAAUGCGAAAAAUCCGAUGGUGACGGUAACACCGAAGCGAUUGUAAUUCCAAUGCAGCUAAGAAGAACAUCGUUCGAAACAGUGCGUCGUAGUUUACCACGUUUAGAACCGCGAACAACUGAAAAUAAUAAUACUAGUGUUGAAAGAACAACAACUUUAGUUCAACAACAAACUUCAGAUUUACCACCAACAUAUGAUAGUGUGGUAGAAGAAAGUGGAGUAAUGAUUAUAAUCCAGCAACAGUCUUUACUACCUCCAACCUACGAAACUUUUAUGGAACGAAACAAUGAAAGAGAGGAAACUGACUCGUAG